GACAGGCAGCUCUGAUAAUUGUUUAAAUCGUCCCAUUGAGGAUGCCGGUGAUCGAUAUCCCAUUACUGCACGCUGCAUAUCUCCCCUCAGCACCUUGCAGGUACAAACUUCACGCCCCGUCCAUGUCUGAUCCCCAAAUAUCGCUCGAUUCAAACUUGCCUUUAAAUAGAUGACAUUUAUUGAUCCCACGCCAAAUAUGAAACUCCAUUAGCUCGUCGCGGCUCAGGAUCCAGAGCUGGAUUUAAGACGGGAUUUCUUUCCGCUACACGACACAUGAGACCGGAUUCCGUUUAUGAAUUAUUUAAGGAUUAGUGACCCAAGUGUGCCCCCUCCUCACUUUUGCCAGAGGACCCCUGAAUCCUCGACAUAUUUUUGCUCACUUUAAUGCAUUUUCACUCUGUAUUUGCCAUUAUAAACAUCAAAUAUAUAUAGCCUGCCCCGGCCUCCUGUCCAGGGUGUCCCCUGCUUCUCAUCCAGUGCAUCUGGAAUAUCUUUUAGCUUGUGUUUCCUUUAAGGGAAAAGGUGGAAAAUGCGAAUGGAAGUGCUGGCUUGUGCUAUUGUGGCUCCAGUCCCAGGUUCAAGAGCUGUUGACUCUUUGUUGUACAAUAUUUAUCCAAAAUAUUAAAAAGCAACUGGACGCUUUCUACUCCCAUCAAAUCUCUCCUUUGUUCAGCUUUAUUCACUCAUUAUACAAAAAAACGAAUGAAAUUCAGUGUGUUUUAUAUGCCAUAUUUAUGGAAUAAUUGUGUUAUUAACUUGUCAUUAUGGUACGAUUGUGGAGAAAAAUGACGACUAACAUUCAAAAGACAGCUUAACCAUAUAAAAAUAAUGCCUAAAAAGCCCCAGAAAAUGAACAUAAUUGAAUUUUCAUAACCUUUUACAAACCUAAAAACAAAACAAGAUUGAAGAUUAUCCAAGAUGUUGCUGUAAUACACAAGUAUUGGCACAACUGUUGGUAGAUCCAGUAAGUCCCACUUUUUUCAAGGUGUCACUGAAACUUCUGUACAAAGGAAAUAACUUUAUUUGGUGCACAAAAGUACUUGACAUCAACAGGAUAAGUAACUAACCAAGUGAGAAUCAAUCAAUCUGAGAUAUCGAUUCAACAAAAUAGAAGCACAAAUAAAGAAAUCAAUAAGCAAGAUAUGAAUUAAAUAAAAUAGAUUUUUGAUGCGGGGAUUUUUUUUUUAAUAUGUUCACCCAAUAACUGCAAUUUAAAUAAACAUUUUUUUGAUAGUGAUACAUCACAGUGAUACAUCAGAUACAGCCUCUGAAGUUGACCCAUUAUCGAUGUUUGUCAAAAAGACAACAAGAAUAUGGAGGACACAACAAAAAACCAGGAAUAAUGAAAUCCUUAAGAUGGCAGCAGGAAGUUUAGAGAUAUUUAGGUCACUCUGUCGUGAAUAUUAAAAUAACAUCUGCUGUCUCAUUCCACAUUUUCUCCCACUUGAAAGUUAAAUGUUUCUUUUACAUGCUUUCAGAGAUCACUCCAGCAGCGGAGGACUGCUCGGUAUCAGCUGAUGCUCUCCUGCUCAGCCCCUCAGAUGACCUCUGUGAUAGUGGGGAGCGUGACCCCGCGGACGACCCCUCGCCUUCCCCGCAGGGCGGCUCCCCACAAAAACGUCGGCGAUCAGACCCGACUUGUGCCAAACCGCGGCGAGCCAGAACCGCGUUCACCUAUGAGCAGCUGGUGGCUCUUGAGAACAAGUUCCGCGCCACUCGGUACCUGUCCGUGUGUGAGAGACUGAACCUGGCCCUGUCCUUGAGCCUGACGGAGACGCAGGUGAAAAUCUGGUUCCAGAACCGACGCACGAAAUGGAAGAAGCAGAACCCGGGUGCGGACAGCACCAUGCAGCCGGGCCACUGCUCCAGCGCUAUUGUCAGCGUGAGUCCCGGCCCGGUCACAUGUGGGUCGACUCCAGCGAGCUUCCCCCAAGCCUUUCCCAACGUCAUCUUUCACACCGCUGCUGCAGUACCACUCUCCUCCGCUGGAGGGCUGCUGCACCCCUACAUGUCCAGCAGUUUCGUUCAGCCCAGUUACUUCAACUCUCAUCUAUGAAAGUCACAUAUUUCAUCUUCAUG
This is a messenger RNA of Synchiropus splendidus (mandarinfish), 2079 nucleotides long. RefSeq names its product NK1 transcription factor-related protein 2-like. Bases 1469 to 2056 code for a protein of 195 amino acids. Gene Ontology annotation, biological process: regulation of transcription by RNA polymerase II; cell differentiation. Gene Ontology annotation, cellular component: nucleus. Gene Ontology annotation, molecular function: RNA polymerase II cis-regulatory region sequence-specific DNA binding; DNA-binding transcription factor activity, RNA polymerase II-specific. The transcript has a single exon. NCBI's taxonomy places the organism in Eukaryota, Metazoa, Chordata, Actinopteri, Syngnathiformes, Callionymidae. The record is from RefSeq and is a predicted model, not a curated record.